Owenia fusiformis is the source of this 1762-nucleotide messenger RNA. The record is from the annotation of a GenBank genome assembly. NCBI's taxonomy places the organism in Eukaryota, Metazoa, Annelida, Polychaeta, Sabellida, Oweniidae.
AUGCCCAUCGAUGAUGCGCUCCAACACGGACAUCAUGCAAUCAAUCACACACUAGAAGAUCUUAUAUUAAAUCGGGCAAGUAGACAUCAAUCAAAUGAUCAUGGUAGUGUGGAGGGGAAACAUGGCAGACACAGAGAGCGAUUGUUGAAUACUAAACUUCCUAGAGCGAACCGGGAACGGAAGAACAACAAAGGGUACAAUAAGACAACAAUAACAAGCGAGGCUGAUAAAGUCGACCUGAAUAUUGUUAGAGAAGAUCUCAAAAGUGACUUGUCUCAAGCUGCAGCAGAGCGUAAACGACGAUCUACAGAUGGUGUUGAUGAUGACCAAUUGCAAAAUAGAGCUAAUAUGGAAAAUGACUCUGUUGAAGCAAUCGACGAGAAAGAUACUACUGCUGAAGCUGAAGUUGAUAAUAAAAAAGAAUUGUUAAGAUUUGAGAAAAUGCUUCAUACGUGGCCUAAAGAUAGACCAAAAUCUGCUAUUUAUUACCUGACGUAUUCAAAACGUGUUCCCGCAUUGGUUGAAUCAAUUAAAACCGUUGACAAAUAUUUUAAUAGCGAAUUCAGUUACCCAAUUAUAAUUUUCUUCAACGAACUUCUAGCAAGCGACAUGGAAAAUAUUCGACAGUCAACAGAAUCAGAAAUAUACUUUCAAAAGGUUUCGUUUAGAUUUAGCCAUAUUGUACAAAGGUUUGAAAGAGUGCCAACAUUUUCCGAAUGCGCUAAUUACACAAUAGGCUAUCGACACGCAGUUAGAUUUCAUUCGUAUUUUGUUUAUAAGCAAGCCAUUUUGAAAUACUUGAAAUACGUGUGGAGAAUUGAUGACGAUGCAAUUCUCACAGAAAAAAUCAAUAACGAUCCGUUUACUGAUAUGAGCAACAAGAAUUUGACAUAUAAGUUCCUAUAUAAAGCAAGAGGAAAAUACAAAUGCCUGGUCAACCUAAAGAGAUUAGUUGACACCUAUGUUCAAAAACUUGAUAUAAAACCAACGUUUUUACGUCAGUUGCACGUGAGUGACAUAUUCGUAAAUAGUUUGGAGAUUUCAGCCACUAGCUUUUGGACGGGGUCUGAAUAUCAGAAAUUUUUCUCUAACCUCGAUGAUUAUGGCAUGAUAUAUCACGCCAGCUGGAGUGACGCUGGUAUCAAAACAUUGGCUCUAUCUGUGUUCGUCAAUGAGCAACGUAUCGAACAAUUGAAGAUUGGAUUUAAACACGGAGACAGAAAAUGUACAACAAGUAUUUCAGGAUAUGGAGGCUAUUUAUGCAGUCCUGUUAAGAACUAAAGACUAAAUGUUUGAAUGUCGACAUCGACAUUGACGCUUAAGUUCCAUACAAUGCUUGAUACAAGUGGAAUUUAUUGUAUAAGGUGUUGCACAAUCGGUUACAUCAGGCCUCCUAGACUUCCAACGCGAACAUCAGUUCUGAGCUCGCGAACUACGUUCCUUGCGCUCGAACCACGAUUCUCACGUUGCGAACGUGAAAUCUUUAGUCGCGCACCACCAUUUCCUCGCUCGCGAACAUAUUUCUCCACUCGCAAAGAGAGAUCCGUGCUCGCGAACAAUUUGUACAUAGUGCAUCCAGGUAUUUGAGAUUCCAAUUACAAGCAACAACAGGAUCGGAGUCUGGUUGCAGUUUACAUUGACCCUUAUACAUGUGUUUUUCAAUAGAGUCAACUCUCCGCCGCCAAUGAAAACCCAUGUAUUUGUUUUUAUUACCCAGCCAUUUCACUGAAAAUGUCAAUGCGUGGAAUUGCAAAGUAGUCCC